UUCACGCUUGACUCAUCGCGAGAUGUGCCGACGUCAGUUUUAGCGCGUAGUUUGUUAUUGGCGGAAAAGCUUCUGUCAAAGUUAGAAUAAAGUGUUUUAUUCGAUUUCUACAAGAACAAAAAUUACAAUUUGACCUUAGAUUGAUAAAGAAGUACUUCAUGGCUAUAUGACGGAUUAAAGAAACCCGUAUUUUCGGUUCUGCAGCGCCUAACAGCCAAAUAAAGCGAUGGAGUUUUCUCCUGUUUGCUCUGAGCACAUCAGCUUAGAGGGAUCCAUUUUGAAAUCAGACACAACUCACAAGAAAAGAAACAUCUCAAAGGAUGUGGAGAUGGACAUAGAGAUCCUGUACAAAGUUGUCCCUCAGCUUGCCAAGGUGUUUCGCAUCACUGACAAAAUUGGAGAAGGUACAUUCAGCUCGGUGUACUUGGGUGAAGCACAGAUGCGUGAUGGGAGGAAAGAGAUGUUUGCAUUGAAGCAUGUCAUCCCAACCAGCCAUCCGACACGCAUUGCUGCUGAACUUCAGUGUCUAACUGUGGCAGGCGGCAGAGAGAAUGUGAUGGGAGUGACGUACUGCUUCAGGAAGGAGGACCAUGUGGUCAUUGUAAUGCCCUACAUGGAGCAUCAAGCUAUUGUGGACAUCAUUGGGUCGCUGAGCUUUGAAGAGGUCCGUCUUUACAUCUAUAAUCUGUUAAAGGCUCUGAAACACAUCCACCAGUUUGGGAUCAUUCAUCGGGACAUUAAACCAAACAAUUUCCUCUACAACAGGAAGCACAAAAUGUAUGCGCUAGUGGAUUUUGGCUUGGCCCAGGGCACCUCUGACACCCAGAUUGAGAUGCUAAAGGUGGUGAGACAGAAGCCGUCACAGAAAGGUGGAGGGCCUUCAGGGAAACGGGAACCUGUACAAAGAAACAGAGCACGUCCUAAUCCCCCUCUCAAAAUGACCAGCACUACUCCAACUUCACUACAUCCACCUCCACAGCAAUCAAUACCUUCUUCCUCCUCCUCUACUUCCUGCAUCCCCACAUCCCCCUCAGCAGCUGGGAAAGCACUGGUUAAAAAGUCACGUUCCACCACCACCUCCUUUUCUCAAACAAAACUCACAAAGGAUCUGGCAGGACUGCGCAAAGUUCCUCGGCCGGUGUUUGGAGAGAGAAAUCUGAACAGCUGCACACCAGUGCCCCCUAGCUGUACGGAAGCUGCACUCAAGACUGAAUUGGUAAAGGCCAAGAAAACUGAUGAUGCUGCCAGCUACAAAUACCCUUCAGCCAAUCAGGGCCUUCUGGCUGUCAGGACCUCAAGCAGCAGUCAGAAAACACAGAUGAGCAUGCAGCAGGGCCUCACAUGUAACUGCUACCUUACUGAUCAGAUCUGCAAUGUCUGCUUGGCCAGAAAGCAACAGGUAGCACCCAGAGCGGGGACCCCAGGCUUUAGAGCACCAGAAGUCCUGACAAAAUGUCCCAACCAAGGCCCAGCCAUAGAUGUGUGGUCAGCCGGUGUGAUCCUGCUCUCCCUUCUCAGUGGCCGUUACCCCUUCUUUAAAGCCAGCGAUGAUCUGAUUGCACUCACACAGAUCAUGACUAUAAGAGGCUCCAUGGAGACCAUUCGGGCAGCAAAGACAUUUGGAAAAGCAGUGGUGUGCAGUCAGGAGCUUCCUCGUCAGGACCUCAGGACGUUGUGUGAGACGUUAAGAGGAAGGAGGUCAGCAGCUGAGACCACCCUGGUUCCAGAUGCAAGCGGAGAGACACCUGCCACCCGUAAAAACUUGGUCCAAGAUGAUACUCCCACAUAUCAGCCCAAUGGCCCUAAACUCAAGCAACACAAAGAAGAAACUCCCUGUAAACACCAAGACCAUCCAGAUAGCAGCAAAGCCCCAACCCCACAGAGCUCCCUGUCAGAAAGCAAAGUGGGUGAUGAUAAGGGCUGGGACAGGGUACCUGAUGAGGCCUUUGACCUGUUGGACCGUCUGCUGGACCUAAACCCUUCUACUAGGAUCACAGCUGCUGAAGCUCUGCAGCACCCACUUUUCAAACAUUUGUGAAACAGUGUUUCAUACCAGCUUCUGUCAGCAGAAUGAAAGUGUGGCUCUCCAGGCUGUGAUUUGGUUUUUUUUAAAUCAAUAAAUAGUUCAUAUGAUGGUUUAGCAGGUUAAGAGUUUAUAUCCAUGAGUAAAGAAGUUAUCUGAGGACACGUUUUAUCCCUGUUGGUAGAAUAAAAUGGACUGUUGAUGUAAAUAAAUGAAGUUGAACUUCAUGGCAGCCAUGAUACAGACCUGUGAAUUGUGUUGAUAUUUAGUUUGGAAAAGUUUUGUAUUAAAUUUAAGUGGAGUUUACUCAUGUUCCUGCUACUCAAAGUGUAAAUGAACUCUUUUAUUUAAAGGCAUGGGUUACCGUGUAUGAAGUGACUAUAUGAAUGAAUGCUGCUGGGUGAAUUGCUGUCAUCAACCUGUAUUUAUUUACAUUGAAGCUGCCUCCUUUUUGAAAGUUUGCAAUAAAAUACGCCUCUUAUUGA
Molecule: messenger RNA, 2508 nt
Organism: Girardinichthys multiradiatus
Lineage: Eukaryota; Metazoa; Chordata; Actinopteri; Cyprinodontiformes; Goodeidae
Gene: cdc7
Product: cell division cycle 7 homolog (S. cerevisiae)
Exons: 12
Coding region: 227-2038 (603 amino acids)
Biological process (GO): protein phosphorylation; mitotic DNA damage checkpoint signaling
Cellular component (GO): nucleus
Molecular function (GO): protein serine/threonine kinase activity; ATP binding
Source: RefSeq, a predicted model, not a curated record